Molecule: messenger RNA, 1023 nt
Organism: Xyrichtys novacula (pearly razorfish)
Lineage: Eukaryota; Metazoa; Chordata; Actinopteri; Labriformes; Labridae
Source: the annotation of a GenBank genome assembly
AUGGCCACCAGUAAGAAAGAAGUCCAGCGAAGGAUCGUGUCCAAAGAUGGCCACAACAACGUGCGUAUUGACAACGUGGAGGGUAUGGUGAAGCUGUACCUCCAUGACAUCUGGACCACUGUGGUGGACAUGAAAUGGCGCUACAAGCUCACUCUAUUUGCUUCCACUUUUGUCAUGACCUGGUUCAUCUUUGGGGUCAUCUUCUACUUCAUCGGCAUGGGUAAUGGAGACUUUGAGGCCGGUUUGAGUUCCAACCACACACCCUGUGUGCAGAACGUGGGGACCCUCACAGGAGCCUUCCUGUUCUCUCUGGAAUCACAGACCACCAUCGGUUAUGGUUUUCGGUAUAUCUCAGAGGAAUGUCCACUGGCUAUUUUCACUCUGGUGGCUCAGCUCGUCAUCACUGGCUUGGCUGAGAUCUUCGUCACCGGCGCCUUCCUCGCCAAGCUGGCCCGACCCAAGAAAAGGGCAGAGACCAUCAAGUUCAGCCAGUUGGCGGUGAUUUGCCGGCGCCAGGGCAAGAUGUGUCUGAUGGUAAGAGUGGCAAAUAUGAGGAAGAGUCUUCUGAUCCAGUGUCAGCUGACAGGAAAGCUCCUCCACUCUAAUGUGACAGAGGAGGGCGAGAAGACCCAAGUCCACCAGAGCUCCGUGGACUUCCUCAUGGACUCCAGCAUUGAGUGCCCCUUCCUCAUCCUCCCUCUCACCUUCUACCACGUCCUGGAUGAGCAAAGCCCUCUGGCAGGCCUGACUGCAGAAAACCUUCAAACUCGAGACUUUGAGCUGCUCGUCACCCUCAACGCCACCAUGGAGUCCACAGCUGCCACAUGUCAGAGCCGAACCUCCUACGUCCCACAGGAGAUCCUCUGGGGUUACGAGUUCAAGCCGGUCCUCUUCAGCACCACAGGGGGGCGCUACGUGGCGGAUUUCAACUUUUUCGACAAGGUUCAACAGAGCAACGAUCCAGCUUUCCUCACUAACAACACGGAGAAGCUAAAACUGGAGGAAGACUACAAGAAAGACUAA